Messenger RNA from Fraxinus pennsylvanica, 1290 nucleotides. Lineage: Eukaryota; Viridiplantae; Streptophyta; Magnoliopsida; Lamiales; Oleaceae. The record is from the annotation of a GenBank genome assembly.
AUGAGCAAUUGCAGUAGCUCGGAUGUGGGUCGAGAUCGAGAGAGUUUUCCGUUAAGCUCCUUCGACUACAACUCCUCCCUCGGGCCUUGUGAUUAUGACGAUGAUGGACAAAAUGAUGUUGAUGCAUAUAUCGAAAUAGAGCUUGAACCAGCAAAAACACUGACCCCUGGGACUCGGGAGAACAAAGGAGAGGCCAAUGAGGAUGAGGUUGAGGACGAGGAAGCGGAAUUUCGAAUAUCAUUUUCUACAGUAUGUAGAAAAUCUUCUUCUGCCAAUGUGUUUUCUUUCCCAGCAACUUAUUCUGGUGAUGCCAGUGAUUCAGCAGCAGGAUCCAAGACUGUCACUAUUUUCCCACCAACCUGGAAGAGACUGGAGCCACCAGCUGAUGAAGAUUUUCAAUCAAAUGAAUAUGAACAAACUGCAACAAUCAACCAGGAGUUGCUACAGAGCAGGAAAGCACCAAAAGCCACGGGUGCUAUGAAAAUGCUGGUGAAGUUCAGGUCUAUAAGCUUCCGAUCAAUGCUCACUUCGUUACUGAAACUUGGCAAAUUUACUCCGUCAACAGUCAAAACUCAACAGGUAUACGUAAUAUCUGAAGUGAGACCAGAAAAUCGCCGCAGUUCAUUGAAUCCUUUUGACAAAUUGUUUCGACAAAAGGCCCGCAGAGGGAGAAGAACCGGGGAAAGUUCGAAACCGUUAGAAAUAAACUUGGAGGGAAUUAGAAAACUAUUUGAUACCGGUGCCAUCAAAACUGCAAACCACACGAGACAGGCAAAAAGUUGCCCGAAUUCUAUAAAGUCAUCACCAAUUAAUGAAAACAGAAAUCUUCUUCUGAAUAUACAACUGAAUAAGAAAAAGAAGAAGAAAUUACAGUGCAGAUGGAGCCUGAGUCUCAACACGGUUUGCCUACAUCGAAUCUUUAAUAUCUUCGGCAUAAACAAUGAUGGCACAAUCACCCUCGACGAGCUCAGCCAGGCUGUCGGCCACCUUGGUCUUAACUCCAAUAGAGCUGAACUAGAAUCGAUGAUCCAAUCGGAUGUUCAACCUGGAAAUGCUGACCUUACAUACAAAUAUUUUGUUGAACAACAUGUUCUCCAUCAUUUCAAUUUUCAUGUUUUUUCUGUUUUUGUCCCUUUUCUAGAUCAUGUCUUCUUGUCAUCUAAAGCAUUUCUGUGUCUUGUGGUUAUUGCAUCUAACAUUGUAGAAAUUUUUGUUGAGGUUCAAAAGGCACUCUUGUAUUCUAGUACAAGUAAUGAGACAGCCGGAGGAAAAUCUAAGCUAUGCGUAUAG